CACAGUUAGUGCACGUUGACAGCGACGUACGUCAGGGGCACCGUGAACGAUCUGCGUUGCUUUAACGUACUAGCGCCCGACGCGUCUGCACGUCCGCCCGCCUUAGCGCUCUCACGUCGAAACGCGCGUUGUAGUUUCAAAGUGUUGUAACUUUUAGGACUGGACUAUUUCGAAUUAAUUAAAAGUGUAUAAUUGUGAUUAACAAUGAACAUAAUAAGUUUUUUGAAAAUCGUUUCGCCUGGAGUUUCUUUUUAAAGUUGAAAGGAGCAGUCUGAACUUCGGAAAAUAUAAUAAAAAGUGGUGGCCCGCGCCGAUGGCGCACGGCAGGGCGGCGACGCUCAGCGCUUAACUCCGGACGCGCUGCCUUUCGACAUGAACGAUAUCCCUGCAAACGUGUACGACGCGCGUAGGAUGAUCUACAACUUGCCACAAGUUCAUCACACUGAGCUGUCAAUUCACGCUGUGUCAACGCACGAGCUGUUGAAGCCAAAAGAUGAGCCAUCGUACAGCUUAGCGAAUAACAAUAUGUGCACAAUCACCUUGCCUCAUACAGGUACAUCGGCGUACGACGGUCGCCUUUGUCUCCAAGACGGCCCCGAUACCUCCGAAAACCCCAUACUCAAAGGCGAUGAGGAGCUAUCAAGGGUUUAUCAGACUCUAACGUUACCACCUCUAUCACGGGAGGAAGGAGCCAACUCCAACAGCAGCGAUACAAAGAAUAAACCAAAUACACCGGCUCCAGCUAGUCCAGGAAGUGCGUCUGAAAUGAAGCCCCAGUCGACGACGCCAACUUCGCAGGUCCUCACCAAGCCACCAUACUCCUAUGUGGCUUUGAUAACAAUGGCUAUACAGAACAGCCAGACUAAACGCGCAACUUUGAGCGAGAUUUAUUCUUAUAUCACCAAGGAAUUUCCAUUCUUUGAGAAGAAUAAGAAGGGUUGGCAGAACUCCAUCAGGCACAACUUAAGCUUAAACGAGUGCUUCAUCAAAGUGCCAAGAGAGGGCGGCGGUGAACGAAAGGGCAACUAUUGGACUCUUGAUCCCCAAUGCGUCGAUAUGUUCGAGAAUGGAAAUUAUAAGAGGAGGCGUAGGAUGAAGAGGCCCUUCCGAGCAACGCCCUACCCCAAGACCCUCUUCGGAGAGGGCUACGUGACGCAUGUGGGACAGCACCCGCACAUGCAGUCGAUCUCGCUGGGCCACAGGAACUACUUCGGGUCCACCUCUCCAUAUCCGCCGUCGUAUCCGCGCUACGAUACAUCUUGGCUCGCUCAGCCCACUGGCGGACUGGGUUAUAGCAGUGGAUGCACCAUGGGUCGGAGCCCUCCUGGUUGCUCUCCUCACAGCGCACUGUCUCACCAGUCGCCGUCAGUCAACCCUUUUGCUACACAUCAGAUACAGGGACAGCUCCAGAACCAGCUGCAGUCGAUGCAGCCGAUGCCCAUGAAUAGUUACAACGCGAUCAACGUUCCACCUCUUGAUGGAUCAUCUAGUCCAGGAUCUGGCUACGCAGCCACCGGUGGCUUUUCACCGAACCGCCAUCACGACAUCGUGACAUCUUCAGACGCCGUCUCACGUUUCUCCUUCUGGCCUGAAGGAGGCUCUCCAAGCCCCAAUGCUGGUUACGUGUCUACAAGCAGCUUUUCUCCUCGGCGUCAUGAUGCAGUCACAUCAUCAGACACAGCUGGACGAUUUACUUUCUGGCCAGAAGUUGGAGUCAAAGAAGAAUCGUCAUCCAGCAUCCUCUCCAACGCGACCUCCUACUCCAAAUGCUUCAUGUAAAUCCUACGAACGUAUCCAAGACCGAGGCUAUUUAACUUAAUCAAUCUAUUGCAUUAAUAUUGUUAGUAGACAGCUUAUAAUAUUAUGUUAUGUGGUCGGUGUAUAGGUAUAAGUUAGUUAUAAAGAUGAUGACGAGAGCUAGCUUUAAAAAAACCUGGUUGAUACUUUAGGUACAUUUUGAAUGAUUUAUUAUUAAAUUAAAAAUUAAACGAUUGUAAUGUAUAUUAAUGAACAUUACAAAUUAUAACGAUCCCACAUGUUGUUCUGGCGUCACUAGACGGACAAUGUUCGCGGUCGUAGGUAUUAUACGAUCAUAUAUAGAUAAAGUUACUGAAUAAUGAAAUUGUGGACGAUUAAUUUCUGAUUAAGGCGUGGAUAAACGUGAACACAAUGAUUCUUUUUUUUUCGGUUUUAUUACUUAAAAAAUAUAUAUAAACGAAACAACAGAAGUAGAAAUAAAUAUGUAAAGUACCCUCUGAAUUUGUUGUUAUUAGCUUUUUUAUCCUAAGAUAUCUGUAACGUAAUUUUGUUAUUCACAUUAGAAUAUUACUUAACACGAUAAUCUGGGAACCUUCGACUUAUUUUUGCUGAAUAACUUUUAAAUAUAUUUUUUUUACAUGAUUGAUAUGCGCCAAUCGCGAUUCAAUUCUUAUGUUACCUAAUAAUUCAGUGCGGGACAAGACUUUGUUAUUUAUCGGUAACUGCUUAUCGAGCGAAGUCAACGACGUAUACCCACGUCUUAAGGCAGCUAUUUGUAUAAAUGAUAAAAUUCCAAUUAAAUACACCAAACGUAUGUAUUUACAAAUAUUAACCUCCAAGUCAUUGUUAAAGCUAGCUCUAAAACAGAGUUGACCCUAUGAAAUGUAAAAGUUUAAAAUUAUAAACAAAUCGUUCAAAACAUCCCACCGAUAAAAAUAAUAUCGAGGGGCAUUUAAAUCAUGUUAUUAAUAUGUCAUGGCGUUAAAAUUAUUUUCGUAGGAAGGCGGAUACAGGGUCGCUCGUAAGAGAGUUCUAGUAGUUUAAAAAUUUUUGAAUCUCUAUGUGUAAUUGUGCAAAUACAUGUUCAAUCCGUAAGUAUAUUUAUUAUUAACUUAUUUAUUUUCAGCACCUUUCAUCUAGUUCGUACAAAUGUAAGCGAAUGCCAAAAAGUAGCCAUUGUGGGUCCAUUAGGUUAAAUUGGUAACAAAGUAAAAUUUGCUAAAAGUUUACAAAUGUUAAGGAAAAAUUUUAUAAGUCAUAAAAAUAAAAAAUUUAGAUAAUUUGGAAGUUUAACUUUUCAUAAUUUGUACGAGUGAAUUUCAAAAGUAAUUUACACAGAUAUGACGUGAUAUAGUUACUCUAUGGGACCCCCUUCUGUCUUAUGACCUUUGUAUAUGUCAUAACUAUUUAUCGAUAAUGUAAUGUUAUCGUAUAUUUUGAAUCUGUAUACAUUUACCUCAGUCGCUGUUUCGGACGAUCUCUAACAAACAAAAUGAUCAAGCAUUCCUUAAUUUUUUGCUGAAUUUCGUUUCUGUACUGAUAAGAAUGGUAAUAUUAGUUAAUUUCGUCAAUUAUUGUGCUUUCGUAGUGAACGUCAAUUUCUAGAGAUCGACGUUAUAAAUGUAUGUAGAUGUUUGUAAUUUAUAAUUAGGUAAAUUAAUAUUUCGAUAGUAAGUGGUUAUUUUUUUUUAAUUAUAAACUUUGUAUAGAUAUGUUUGUCUUAUCCAGUUUUUAUUGUUUUCUUUUUUUAUUUGAGAAUACAGUCGUAUUUUAUUUCUUAUUUGUAUCCAUAUUAUAGUACGUUAAAGUGUGAUAGUCAUCCAUGCGUGGUCGCACUUUUUAACUAUGACAAAUUCGAUUUGAUUCUUGUUUUAUUUUAUCAUAAUAUGACUAUUAUAUUACUUUUUGGACUUAGUCCAUUGAUUUACUUAAUCCUGUUCAGAUUGCUGUUAGUGAUAGUUCAGUCAAUGUGUAAGAUUUUUGAAUUCUUGAUGUUAUUACCGUGUAGUCAUAUCUUGACAAUAAUUCUUGGUGUAUCGGCGUCCUCGGUGCAAUAGAUUUUAUAGUUAUUGUAAGUCAAUGUGAUUUUUGUUGUUCUGUCAAGAUUUUUUUUUUUAUGAUAAGUCUGUUGAUCAGCUUAAUUAUAAAAUUAUUGUGCGCUAAUAUUAUUCAAGAUCUUAAUAAAGUGAA
Messenger RNA from Vanessa atalanta (red admiral), 3948 nucleotides. RefSeq names its product forkhead box protein L2-like. The record is from RefSeq and is a predicted model, not a curated record. The transcript is spliced from 11 exons. Gene Ontology annotation, molecular function: RNA polymerase II cis-regulatory region sequence-specific DNA binding; DNA-binding transcription factor activity, RNA polymerase II-specific. Gene Ontology annotation, biological process: anatomical structure morphogenesis; cell differentiation; regulation of transcription by RNA polymerase II. NCBI's taxonomy places the organism in Eukaryota, Metazoa, Arthropoda, Insecta, Lepidoptera, Nymphalidae. Bases 373 to 1779 code for a protein of 468 amino acids.